GCCAGGGUUCCUUGGCUGCAGGCAUGCUUUGACUCCGAACCUGUUGUGGAGCGGAUCGGGCGGGUCGGCAGCCACAAAGAUGGGCGGGCUGGCGCUCCUGAAACCCACCGGCCUUCAUCUCCCAUCAACUCUCCGAUAGACCCGCGCCUUCGAUCGCCUCAGGAUGAGCUGGAGAGGAUUCAAGAAGGCCGUCAACCGAGCGGCCACGAGCGUCAUGCAGUCGGCUGGCGCAAUCGAAAAGACGGUUGAUAGGGACUAUGAGGAAGAAGAAAAGAGGUUCAAAAACUUCGAAGCCAAGAUCGAGCGGCUCCACAAGGACUCAAAAGGCUAUCUGGAUUCGGUGCGAGCAAUGACCCUGGCGCAACAGCGGCUCGCCGAGACGCUCGAAACCUUCCAGGAUCAAUCGUCGCCUCUGGCGCCGGCAUGCCUGCGAUACAAGGAUGCCAUGAGAAGGAUCGACGAGGAGAGCCGGAGCGAGUUGGAUGCCGCUUAUAGGAAAACCGUGCUCGAUCCCAUCGGGCGCCUUGUCGGCACCUUCCCAGAAUACAACGAUGCCAUCAAGCGUCGACAGAAGAAGCUUCUCGAUUAUGAUCGCGUAUCGCACGAAGUGCGAAAGAUGGUCGAGAAUCCAUCGGCCGAUGCCACGCGUGUGCCCAAGGCCCAGGAGGAGGGAUUACAGGCGCGCGAUGCAUAUGAGCAAAUCAACCAGCAGCUCAUCGAAGAUAUCCCAAAGCUGCUUGACCUGAGGAUUCCGUAUCUGGAUCCGUCUCUCGAGGCCAUGAUCAAGAGCCAGCUGCGGUUCAACGAGUCGGUGUGCACCAAACUCGAGAGCGUCCAACUCGACAGCCACGACACCAAUGUCGAUGAAUGGGAGCAGGAGAUCCAGUAUGCCAUCCAGCAGAUGCGCGAGCUGACGAUCUGCCGAAGUAUGCAGGGCCAGGCCUAGUUGCGCCGCUCCGAUGCAGGAGUACCGUCCUCUUCAGUGGCUCUGCGGUGAAAGUUAAACAUGCAGCAUAAUUCCAAUAUCGAUCUCGCUGUGGCCGCUGCGGUGCUUUCGCCAUCAAUGACACCCGAUGGCUUACUUCGUGUGUGCCGAAGGUUGGGAUGUGAAGCGAGCCGCUGCUUCCUGCUUCUGGAGCCACACCGUGCAGGCCCACUUGGAUGCUUCUGCCUCCUCUCGCGCGGACAAAUGUCGCUGUGCACGAGGGCCUCCCAGGGCAUCACCCA
Polychytrium aggregatum is the source of this 1227-nucleotide messenger RNA. RefSeq lists its product as uncharacterized. Gene Ontology annotation, biological process: plasma membrane tubulation; endocytosis; actin cortical patch localization. Lineage: Eukaryota; Fungi; Chytridiomycota; Chytridiomycetes; Polychytriales. The record is from RefSeq and is a predicted model, not a curated record. Gene Ontology annotation, cellular component: mating projection tip; actin cortical patch; Rvs161p-Rvs167p complex. Gene Ontology annotation, molecular function: protein binding; lipid binding. The transcript has 7 exons. Bases 164 to 946 code for a protein of 260 amino acids.